Eucalyptus grandis is the source of this 2135-nucleotide messenger RNA. Its product is annotated as probable aspartyl protease At4g16563. The record is from RefSeq and is a predicted model, not a curated record. Gene Ontology annotation, cellular component: extracellular region. Gene Ontology annotation, biological process: proteolysis. NCBI's taxonomy places the organism in Eukaryota, Viridiplantae, Streptophyta, Magnoliopsida, Myrtales, Myrtaceae. Gene Ontology annotation, molecular function: aspartic-type endopeptidase activity.
UCCGAACCGUUGUCGCUUUUGACCUUUCUCUCGUCCCCCUAAACUUAAACUGAAAGAAACAGAGUGCCGUGCGGACAAAAAUAUAUAAACCCCCAUCCCUCUGCUCACGGCCUCCACUCAUUCCCUCUCUCGCUUCAGAAAAAAACAGAGAGACAUAAUGGCUACCCCCUCUCCUCCCCUGCUCUUCAUCUCCUUCCUCCUCUCCCUCCCGCCUUAUCUUCUUCCGCCGCCACCACCGCCGCCGCCACCGUCACACUUUCUCUCACUCCACUCCUCCCCAACCACCCCCGAUCGUCCUCCUCCUCCGCCGCCACCGCCGCCUCUGCCUCCGACGACAAUUCGUCAUGGCAAUCCGAAAUGCUGAACCUCCUCGCCACCUCCUCCCUCACCCGCGCCCGCCACCUCAAGAAGCUCAACUCCUCUGCCUCCUCCAACUCUACCAAAGUCCCGUCCUUCCCUCGCAGCUACGGCGGGUACUCCAUAGAUCUAGGCUUCGGCACGCCGGCCCAGAGCCUCACCUUCGUCAUGGACACCGGGAGCAGCCUCCUCUGGUUCCCCUGUACCUCCCGCUACGCCUGCGCCUCCUGCGUCUUCCCUAAGUCCGACCCCUCCAAGAUCCGCCGCUUCAUCCCCAGGCUCUCCUCCUCCGUCAAGCUCGUCGGCUGCCGCAACCCCAAAUGCGCCUGGAUCUUCGGCCCCACGGCCGCCUCCCGCUGCCGCGACGAAUGCGGCUCCUCCGGCCGCAACUGCUCCCAGCAGACCUGCCCGCCGUACCUCAUCCAGUACGGCUCCGGCAACACCGCCGGCCUCUUGGUCUCCGAGACGCUCUCCUUCUCCGGGGGCCGGAAGGUACCGGGCUUCCUCGCCGGGUGCUCCCUGUUCUCGACCCGGCAGCCCGCGGGCAUCGCCGGGUUCGGCCGCGGCCCGGAGUCGCUCCCCUCCCAGAUGGGCCUCCGGAGGUUCUCCUACUGCCUCCUGUCCCGCCGCUUCGACGACACCUCCGCCAGCAGCGACCUCGUCCUGGACCCCGCGCCGGGCUCAGGCGGCGACAGCAAGACUAAAGGCGUCGUCUACACGCCGUUCCGGGCCAACAGGCACCCGGGCUCGGCGUUCAAGAACUACUACUACAUCGGCCUCCGCAAGGUCCUCGUCGGCGGGACGGCCGUGAAGAUUCCGCACAGGUACCUCGUCCCGGGGGCCGACGGGAACGGCGGGGCCAUCGUGGACUCGGGCUCCACUUUCACGUUCAUGGAGCGGCCCGUGCUCGACGCGGUGGCCGAGGAGCUCGAGCGGCAGAUGGCGAACUACAGCCGGGCCAAGGGCGUCGAGGCGCAGAUCGGGCUGAGGCCGUGCUUCGACGUGUCGGGGCGGGGGGACACGAUGACGGUGCCGGAGCUGUCGCUGCAUUUCAAGGGCGGCGUGAGAAUGAUGCUGCCGUUGGAAAACUACUUGGUGCUGGUGAGGGAGCGCCGCUCGGAGGCGGCAUGCGUGGCGAUCGUGACGGACGAUGCCUCGAUCGGCCCGGAGAUGAGCGGCGGACCGGCGGUCAUAUUGGGCAGCUUCCAGCAGCAGAAUUUCUACGUGGAAUACGAUUUGGAGAAUGAGAGGUUUGGGUUCAGAAAGCAGACUUGCAAAGUCAAAUGAAUCCAUUAGUCUCCUUCUCAUUCUUUCGGGAAUGAUGUCUCAUUGAGUAUAUCUAGAAAUAACAACAUGACAGUAAGGCGGCGGCGGCGCGGCAUCUGCAGCCGGGGUGGGGGGCUACCGGCGCGGUGGUGGCAAAUCGACAGUCGGAUUUACGAAUAUUUGGUAUAAGCUUUACAUAGGAUAAAUUAAAUUAUGCAGAAUAUGAAGGGGGGAUAAUGGAAAUAGAAGUUCGAUUAAUUAUGGGUUUGGUUAAAUGUAUUUAAUUUUUUUUUUUGAAGCAUUUAAUUUUGGCGUGCACUUUGGAUUGCUGACUAUGAUACAGUGACAAGAGCAGGAGCAUACGUUUUUUUAGUGGCUGGGCCACACCCAUGUGGCCGCCCAAUUUUCUCUUCUUCACCAAUUUGGAGCUGUUGAAACUUUGAUGUAUCGAUACAGCUCACAGGUUGUUUAUGAUUGACAUUAAACUUUUAAGUGGGGCCAAACUUUGAUCC